AGAGAGAGAGAGAGAGAGAGGAGAAAAGAAACUCAGAACAGUUCUCUGUAGUUUCUACUUUGGCAAUGGUACGAACAAAAGAACCGCCAUUGCUAAAGUACCAGACGAAACUCAAACCCUAGAAAUUAUUUCUAGGGCUUAACUCGGGAACAACACAAGUGUUCAUGAAUUCCUUGUUUAGCUUCGCUUUUCCUUGGAGCGUUUCAGUUGGAUUCGUGUUUGGCUGCCGAGAAAUUUCAGCAAAUUGUUAAUAGGAAAAACUUUGAACGCUUUAAUGGCGGUUUUGCUCCGGAACGCUCUACCUAACGCCACUCUUUGACUAAUUCUGAGACGUGAGUUCCAUUUUUUUAUUCCUCAUGUUUUUUCUUUAAUUGUUGUUGUUGUUGAAUUGGAACGCGUGAAACGUAAAGAUUCCAUACUUUGUUUUCUUUUUCUCUCGAUUUUCUCGGCGGCCAAACAAACGCAGUCGGAGUUUACUUCCUUUUUCCGUGAGUCAAAAAAAUUCUCUUGGUAUUGGAUUUAAGUAGAAAUGGCCUCUGCUCAAGGGUUUACUCCGUUGACCGAAUUGGGUUUCCCUUCUUCUUCUUCUUCUUCUUCUUCAUCUUCGUCUAAUUCGCUUCACCGGAAUCGGAUUUUCCUCUGCCGAAUGGACGAGAAUCUCUGGGGAAGAACUUCUGCCAAAUUCUGCCCCGUAAUUUGCUGCAAACAGCAGAAUCCAAACUUCAUCGCGCCCAAACCGAGUAAGCUCCGUGAGUUUAGGCUAUUCACAUCGGUCGAAUUGGACCAGUUUCUCACCAGCGACGACGAGGAGGAAAUGGGCGAGGGCUUCUUCGAGGCGAUCGAGGAAUUGGAGCGGAUGACGAGGGAACCGUCCGAUGUUCUGGAAGAAAUGAACGACCGUUUGUCGGCGAGGGAGCUUCAGCUCGUGCUCGUGUACUUUUCCCAGGAAGGAAGGGACUCGUGGUGUGCGCUUGAAGUGUUCGAGUGGCUUCGAAAGGAGAAUCGGGUCGAUAAGGAGACAAUGGAGCUUAUGGUGACGUUAAUGUGUAGUUGGGUUAAGAAGCUGAUUGAAGGAGAACAUGAUGUUGGGGACGUGGUUGACCUUCUUGUGGACAUGGCUUGUGUGGGUUUGAGGCCGGGUUUUAGCAUGAUGGAGAACGUGAUCUUACUUUACUGGGAAAUGGGUGAGAAGGGCAGAGCGGUUUCGUUUGUGAAAGAGGUUUUGAGACGCGGGAUUGCUUGUUUGGAGGACGAUGGAGAGGGACCUAAGGGAGGGCCUACUGGGUAUCUUGCUUGGAAAAUGAUGGUUGAAGGUAACUAUAUGGAGGCAGUGAAGUUGGUUGUUGAUAUAAGAGAAUCUGGGUUGAAGCCAGAGGUUUACAGCUACCUUAUUGCCAUGACAGCUGUGGUUAAAGAGCUCAAUGAAUUUGCAAAGGCUUUACGCAAGUUGAAAGGUUUUGAAAGGGCUGGGUUGACGGCUGAACUUGACGAAGAAAGUGUUGAGCUGAUUGAGAAGUAUCAAUCAGAUCUUCUAGAUGAUGGAGUACGCUUGUCCAAUUGGGUAAUUGAAGAGGGAAUAACUUCACUCAAUGGGGUGGUUCAUGAGAGGCUCCUUGCCAUGUAUAUUUGCGCCGGCCGUGGAAUAGAGGCUGAAAGGCAGUUGUGGAAAAUGAAGCUCGUAGGCAAGGAGGCCGAUGGAGACCUUUAUGACAUUGUUUUAGCCAUCUGUGCCUCCCAAAAGGAAGGCCGUGCUAUUGCACGGUUGCUUACUAGGGUAAAUUUUAGCAGCACUCUGCGUAAGAGGAAAAGCUUAUCAUGGUUGUUAAGAGGUUACAUUAAAGGGGGGCAUUUUGAUAAUGCUGCAGAAACAGUGGUUAAAAUGCUUGAUUUAGGUCUGUGUCCUGAGUAUUUGGACCGGGCAGCUGUGCUGCAGGGGCUUCGAAAGAGGAUCAAAGGACCUGAUACUGUAGAAACUUAUCUCAAGCUCUGCAAGCACCUUUCGGACUACAAUUUGAUUGGACCUUGUCUUAUAUACCUGUAUAUAAAGAAAUAUAAGCUUUGGAUCAUGAAAAUGCUCUGAAGAUCAUUGGUUCGGUAAGACCAACUUUGUUUUAAAAAGUAUAGUUGGGUAGUUUAUGAUAUAUAGUGGCUGAAACACCUAAAUUUCAGGUGCUUUACAUACGUUGAUUUUGUAUAGCUUUGUAUUAUGCCUUUGAGCAGCACAGUUGGUUGAGGUCCUGAUCCUUGGAAGAUCAACUGUGUUAUUCAGAGGUCUUGUAAUUUGUAUUUGUGGUGGCUGCUUUAAAACCUGUAAUUAUGUUUCUACAAGAUGUAAUUCAUAAAAGUCGUAUACAUCUUCUAUGUAAAGUUUCAUGGUGUUCUGAACUUUCUUCCUUCAUACUUGAGUCCUUUUUUGUGUUUGAAUUUUCCUAAGA
Molecule: messenger RNA, 2435 nt
Organism: Morus notabilis
Lineage: Eukaryota; Viridiplantae; Streptophyta; Magnoliopsida; Rosales; Moraceae
Product: pentatricopeptide repeat-containing protein At2g30100, chloroplastic
Exons: 2
Coding region: 530-2080 (516 amino acids)
Molecular function (GO): protein binding
Source: RefSeq, a predicted model, not a curated record